Messenger RNA from Cynoglossus semilaevis (tongue sole), 2074 nucleotides. It is a transcript of the gene serpinh1a, whose product is annotated as serpin peptidase inhibitor, clade H (heat shock protein 47), member 1a. The transcript has 5 exons. The coding region runs from base 414 to 1646 and encodes 410 amino acids. The record is from RefSeq and is a predicted model, not a curated record. Gene Ontology annotation, biological process: negative regulation of endopeptidase activity; collagen fibril organization. Gene Ontology annotation, cellular component: endoplasmic reticulum. Gene Ontology annotation, molecular function: serine-type endopeptidase inhibitor activity. Lineage: Eukaryota; Metazoa; Chordata; Actinopteri; Pleuronectiformes; Cynoglossidae.
CACAACAACAAUCAUUAUGUAUCAACAUUUCAGACUUAUUCACAUUGGAGUAAAAGUAAAAAGGAAAUCUAGUAUAGUUUCAGUAAGUAAUGGGCAGUAACAUUCUUCUAGGUCACUGGUUUGUAGAGUCUGUUAGCCCCCUAGCUAAGUUUUAGUUUUUGAAUUUAGGACCCACAGGGAGAGGAUUCCUCUCCCACUUUCCAUGGAUACUGUGGGCGGGACCUUGAAAUAGGAUUCCGGGGCAGAGAUUUCCAUGCUCUGAAAAGUAGGGAUGACAAAUCCAGUAACUCUGUUAGAAAUUCUGGAGUCAGCCCUCAGAUACAUACAUUUCAUAUACAGUAGAGGAGAUCAGUCGGGCACAAUCCAGAGCACAAACAGCCGAACCGCUUUAAGAACCUAAUAAGCAUCAAAUCAUGUUCAUAGCAGCCCUUGUUGCCUUGGUCUUGCUGGCCUCAACUGCUUCAGCUGCCACUUCCUCGACAUCAGACAAGGUCCUCAGCAACCAUGCUACCAUUUUGGCUAACAACAGUGCCACUCUUGCCUUUAGUCUUUAUCAAAACAUGGCCAAGGAGGAAAACAUGGCAAACAUUCUGAUCUCUCCUGUGGUGGUGGCCUCCUCUCUGGGUCUGAUGGCUCUUGGAGGAAAGGCCUCCACUGCCUCCCAGGUGAAAAACAUUCUAAACGCUGCUAAAGUCAAAGAUGAAGAGCUGCAUUCUGGCCUGGCAGAGCUUUUGUCUGAGGUAAGCAACCCAAAAUCAAGAAAUGUCACAUGGAAGAUCAGCAACCGUCUGUACGGACCCAACUCUAUCAACUUUGUGGACAAGUUCGUUCAGAGCAGCAAAAAGCACUACAACUGUGACCCCACCAAAAUAAACUUCAAAGACAAGAAAGGAGCCGUGAACGCCAUCAAUGAGUGGGCAGCCAAGUCCACUGAUGGCAAACUGUCUGAGGUCACUAAGGAUGUAGAGAAGACAGAUGGGGCCAUGAUUAUUAAUGCCAUGUUUUUCAAACCUCACUGGGAUGAAGAGUUCCAUCAUCAGAUGGUAGACGACCGUGGAUUUUUAGUAUCACACGGCCACACUGUGUCAGUGCAGAUGAUGCACCGUACAGGCCUCUAUGACUUUCAUGAAGACAAGACUAAUAAGCUGUACAUCCUGAGCAUGCCUCUAGCUCAUAAGAAGUCCACCGUGCUGUUCAUCAUGCCCUACCACGUGGAGCCUCUGGAGAGGCUGGAGAAGAUGCUGACUAAGAAGCAGCUGGAUACAUGGAUGAGUAAACUGCAGAAGACAGCAGUUGCUGUGUCUCUUCCUAAAGUCAGUAUGGAAGUCAGUCACAACCUUCAGAAACACCUUGAGGAGCUGGGGUUGACAGAGGUGGUGGAUAAAUCUAAGGCAGACUUCUCCAACAUUUCUGGAAAAAAGGAUCUCUACCUGUCAAGUGUGUUCCAUGCCACUGCCAUGGAAUGGGCCACAGACGGGAAUGAAAUGGAUUCAAGCAUCUUUGGCACAGACAAGCUCAAAAACCCAAAACUUUUUUACGCAGAUCACCCUUUCAUUUUUCUGGUGAAAGACCAGAAGACAAACUCCAUCCUGUUUAUUGGCAGGAUGGUCAGGCCAAAGGGUGAAAAGAUGAGAGAUGAGUUGUGAGCUUUUGAAAAGCCCAUUUAACUGUGUGCACAUUUUCUACUGUGGUUUGGUUAGAAAGGCAGGGAAGGUAAGGGUGCAUUACUUUGUCAGGAGAUCAAAGCAUUCCACAAGACCUAGACAAAAUAUGCACACUUAUCGCAGGGAUCUCUCUAUCUGCUGUCGUGACCUUGAAAAGAUGGUGUUAUGUAUUGGCACAUAAAUAUAUGCACAAAAUCCAAAUACAGAACAGUCCUACUGUGUUUCUAUAGUGCUUUUGUUUUCAAAAUCACUUAUUACAUAUCUCGCACUCAUUCAAACAAGCACUGACUUACACUGGCAAACAUUUGUAUAGAAGGCAAAUGUAAAAAGAAAAAGUGUGUUGAAUUAUGGAUGAGCAUUGUUAUUGACUAUUGCAAGAUUUUGUUUUUUAAUUAAAGUUAUAAAAUACA